ACUGAUGAUGACGGAAUGACAGAAUGACGGAAGGAGGGAAGGACGGAAUGACGGAAGGACGGAAUGACGGAACAGGGUAACACUAUAUGCCCCGGCCAUUACAUGGCGGGGGCAUAAUAAAAAUGAAAAGUCAAAACAGAAACAUUUUACUAUUUGUCGACAACGCACCUUCACACCCCAAGAUCAACUUGAGUAAUAUCAAAGUACAGUUUUUGCCGGCCAAUACAACGUCUGUCACACAACCAAUGGAUCAGGGGAUAAUCCAGACAGUAAAACUCAAGUUCAGAAAACGUCAGUUACAACAUAUGAUACGCGGUAUGGAGCAACAUCCAGCUAUGCAGGGCAGUGAGCUUCUGAAACAAAUAACAAUCUUAGAUGCAAUUUACUGGCUCAGCAAUUCAUGGUCAGAAGUCGAGGGAAGCACAAUUGUAAAAUGUUUUUUAAAAGCUGGAUUCAGUUUUGAUUGUGAUUAUACAAAUAGUUCGGGCAGUGCUCUUUCUGUUACUGGUGUUGAUGCCAAUGACGAUGAGGAUGAUGAUGUCCCGUUAGCAGUAAUGCAAAUGUCGCACGAGCUUUUUGGGUGCGAUUAUAAAGACCUCAUCAGAAUUGAUGAAGAAUUGUUAACAUGCGAAAUACAAAAUUCAAACUGGGAUGCACCAAUUGAAACUUUACUUUCACAAUUUAUGCCAGAAAAUUGUGCUUUCUCUACCGGCAUUGAUAGUGAGGAUGAUGACAGUGAUGACAAUGAUAAUGAUUCAUCAGUAAAUGUACCGACUUACUCUGAGGCUUGUGACUAUGUUAAUAAACUUAAAACCUUUGCGGUCAGUUUAGGAAAUCAGACACUGGUUGAUAACAUUGUCAAAUUUUAUGAUGAGCUGUGCAACUAGAUCUUGAACAAACCGAAACAAACACAGAUUACUGAUUUCUUUGAAAAGAGAACAGUGUAAUUUAAUAUUUUAAGUCACCAUGAGAUAUGCAUUUAGUAUGAAUUUUAAUUAGUGUUACCAAGAGACAAUAAUUUUAAUAUGAAUUUUAAUUAGUGUUACCAGAAGAAAAUGCAUUUAAUGUGAAUUUUAAUUAGUGUUACCAAGAGACAAUGCAUUUAAUAUAAUUUCUAUUAGUGUAUAGAUAGCUGAACUUUAUCCAGUGAUACAUUUUAUUUUUUUAACUCCCUUUAACUGUCCUUUUUAAUGAUCUUAAAGUAAACUGGUAACAUUUUAAUGUUUUCAAUGGUUUUAUUGUUUUAUCAAAUUACAUUGUACUGUAUUUUAAAUGUUUUAUCUUUUUAAAUGCAAUAAAAGAAAUAGUUUAUAGCCAAUUAUCACUCUUAUCUUAAUACCAUGUAUGUAUUUCAAUGAAAUAAGUCAAUACUUAGCUAUACAUGUACAUAUCCAUGUACAUUUUUAAACCAAUGUUGGCAAAUUUGGCAAGACUGUUUUAAGAGACUCCCUGUCAUAUGUGACCUUUUUUCUUGUUUCCCAAAGUAGGUCACUUAAAACAGUCUAGAC
Ruditapes philippinarum (Manila clam) is the source of this 1508-nucleotide messenger RNA. RefSeq names its product tigger transposable element-derived protein 4-like. Gene Ontology annotation, cellular component: nucleus. The transcript has 2 exons. The record is from RefSeq and is a predicted model, not a curated record. Bases 87 to 887 code for a protein of 266 amino acids. NCBI's taxonomy places the organism in Eukaryota, Metazoa, Mollusca, Bivalvia, Venerida, Veneridae. Gene Ontology annotation, molecular function: DNA binding.